Molecule: messenger RNA, 2301 nt
Organism: Colletotrichum destructivum
Lineage: Eukaryota; Fungi; Ascomycota; Sordariomycetes; Glomerellales; Glomerellaceae
Product: Putative NACHT nucleoside triphosphatase, P-loop containing nucleoside triphosphate hydrolase
Exons: 3
Coding region: 1-2301 (766 amino acids)
Biological process (GO): nucleoside metabolic process
Molecular function (GO): catalytic activity
Source: RefSeq, a predicted model, not a curated record
AUGUCUGACCCAUUGCUCUACACAAUCGGCUGGAUAUGCGCCAUCGUCCCCGAGUUCGUCCCAGCCCGGCUGUUUCUCGACGAAGAACACAAAGAUCCAGUCUCCGUUUCGAAACACGACAGCAACUCGUACAAGCUGGGACGCAUCGGAAAGCACAACUUUGUGAUCGCCGUCCUUCCCCAUGGCGAAUACGGCCUGAACUCGGCGGCGACCGUCGCGCGGGACAUGCUGCACACAUUCAAGAAUGUCAAGAACGAUAUCAGGCUGGGCGACAUCGUCGUCAGCUCUCCGGGAGACGGACAUGGCGGCGUGUUUCAGUACGACGUUGGCAAGUCUCUCCAUAGUGGCAGGUUCCGUACCACGGGUUUCCUGAAUAAACCGCCAACUGCCCUCAUGACCGCCCUCAACAGUCUGAUCAGCGACAUCGAAAUCAAAGGCAACUGGCUCGGAGACGUUAUCAAGAAAGCUCUAAGAAGCAAGACUCUGAGACAGAAGUACGGCCGACCAGAUCCCGAAUCGGACAAGCUGUUUCGCAGUGAGAUCGCAUAUGAUGCGGACAAGACGCUAACCGACCACGACCCGGAAGAUUUCGUGAAGCGGCCGAAACGCGAUGAGGGAGAGGAUCAGGUCAUACACUACGGACUGAUCGCGUCUGCGAACCAGGUGAUGAAGAACCCUUGCAAGAGAGACGCCCUAGCCGCGGAGAAGAACGUGCUCUGUUUCGAGAUGGAAGCCGCUGGGUUGGUGAACCAUUUCCCCUGCUUGGUCAUCAGGGGGAUUUGCGACUACUCGCAUUCUCACCAGAACAAGCAGUGGCAAGGCUACGCCGCCAUGGCGGCGGCAGCGUAUGCGAAAGCGCUGGUGUGUCGGCUUCAGCAGAGCAGGCUUGAACAUGAGAGAAGGAUUCUCGAGAUUCCUCAGGUCGUCUCUUUAUUGGAAAAUGUCAAGCAAGGCGUCUCUGAGAUCAAGACUCGGGUCGACCAUGCCAUCCUCGGCGAGUUAUCCGUCGCCGCCGGCGCCGAAUACGAUACGCAUCACAACGAACACGACCCGACCUGCCACCCGAAAACAAGAAUCGACAUCAUACACGAGAUUGAGCGCUGGGCCAGCGACGCCGCUGGUCCACGAAUGUAUUGGCUGAGCGGGAUGGCCGGUACCGGAAAGUCAACCAUUGCUCGAACGGUGGCCAGGAAGUUUGACGACAUGCACAUGCUCGCGGCAUCUUUCUUCUUCAAACGAGGUGAGAUCGAUCGCAGCAGAGCGUCGUUGCUCUUCAGCACAAUCGCCAGACAGCUCGUCAGUCACCGACAGGAGCUGUUACCUUUUGUGCUGGAAGCGAUCAGAAAAACAGACAAUAUUUCGUCCAAGAGCACCAGAGAGCAGUUCAGCAAGCUCAUUCUCGAUCCGCUUCACAAGGCCCGCACUGGGCAGCGUGGAAAGCCAAAGAUGCUGCUGGUCCUAGACGCCCUCAACGAGUGCUCGGCUGAGAAGGACAUCGAAACGGUUGUGCCUCUUCUCGCAACACUCGUCAAGUGCGAGGGCUACGACAUCAAAGUGUUCGUCAAAAGUAGACCAGAACUUGCUAUCCACUACGCUUUUGACCGAACCAAAGGUUUGCAUGAGGAGAUCCAGCUGCACAGGGUAUCGCAGGAUACUAUAUCGCAUGACACAGGGGUUUUUCUUCGCGACGAGUUGGCACAAAUCAAGAAAGCGUGGAACACGAGAUACCCCGAGUGCUCUUCCCGGCACCUGAGUGUCGGCUGGCCUGGAAACGAUAACCUUGAAGUUCUGGUCCAGAUGACAAACCCCUUGUUUAUUUUUGCCGCGACCGCGUGUCGUUUCAUCCGAGACCAUCGCUACGGAGAUCCAGACCAACAGCUCUCAACUCUGCUCCGAGCUUCGAAAGAGAGUGGUGUGAACGACAAACUCGGUCCGACAUACCUCCCGGCCUUACGGCAGUUCAGAGACGGUCGAACGGGCCUCGAGAAGGAACAGAUGCUGCUACGGUUUCGACAGAUCGUUGGCACAAUUAUCCUGCUCGAGGAGUCUCUAUCCAUCGUAUCGAUAGCAGGCUUACUAGGCGUUGAAGAGAGAGAGGUUGAGCGCGUUUUGGGUCUUCUCAGUUCAGUGAUCGACGUUCCUCGGAGCCCAGACUCGCCAGUCUCACUCUUUCACUUGUCGUUCCGCGAGUUCCUCCUCGGAUCGGGGGCAGAGGACUUUGCCAUUGAGUGUACUGCGGCACAUCGGCAAAUUACGCUCGGGUGCCUAGACCUGCUUUCUAAGAGGCAGCCAUUGCGGUAA